Molecule: messenger RNA, 1284 nt
Organism: Aureobasidium namibiae CBS 147.97
Lineage: Eukaryota; Fungi; Ascomycota; Dothideomycetes; Dothideales; Saccotheciaceae
Exons: 2
Coding region: 1-1284 (427 amino acids)
Source: RefSeq, a predicted model, not a curated record
AUGUUCAUCAUUCGGCGGAGUGCCUACUUCGUAGAUAGUUCAUCUCAAGUCGCGUCUGCUUACCCUAUACACCUGGCCUCCCGGAGCUUCUCAUGUACUGGCUACACUAGCCACAGAGGCGGACCACAAAGGACACCCCAGCAAAAAGAAGAAUCUAACAGAGCCAAUCAGCGGCUAUGGCGCGCCAAGAACAAAGAUCACAUCAAGGAAAAGAACCGAAAGCACUAUGAAGCCAGAAAGGCAGCUUUACUACAGUCCGGAGAUGCCGAGCGCACCAAGAAUUCGAAUGCUCGCAAGAAAUACAAUCGAAGAUACUACCAGCAAACCUAUGCAGCCGUAUCACAUUAUCAAAAGCAAAUCCUCAACAAGACCGGAACCCUAGAAGCAAUCUCGAAAUGGGAGGCCAAGCGUAGAUUGAUCGCCGAAAGGAAAGUUGAGCGUGAGAGACAGCGUGCUGAAGUCAUCGUCGAGGGCGAGAGACGACAUGAUGCAAGCAAGGCCGAAACUGAGAGACGGCGUGCCGAAGUGAAAGCUGUGCGUGAGCAAGAGGUUGAACGCCAGAGACAACGCACGCAAGAAAAAGCCAUGCUCGAAAAAGAGCGAGCUACACGACGUGCCGCAAAGAAGGCUGGGAGCGAGAGACGUCGUGCAGAAGGACAAGCCGAACGGCAGGGACAACUCACGCAAGAGAAAGCCAUGCUUGCCAAAGAGCAAGCCAAAAGACGUGCCGCCAAAGCAGAUGCAAGACUGGAGGCAACCCACGAUUCGCUGCGGCGAAGGGCUGAGAGGGCUGAGAGCGCAAGAAGGCGUGCCGCAGAAAAGUCUGAGCGUGAGCAACGCCGUGAGCAAAGGGCUGAACGUGAAAGACACCUCGAGCACCAAAAAGCCAUACGCGCCCAUCAGCGAGCCACGUCCCGUGCUGCAGCCGCAAAGGAUCGUCGCGAAGCGGCGCGUGAAAAGGCUGCAGAAUACAGACGAGAUGCUGACUUUCGCAAGGCCGUCGUGGCUGGAGAACAGCAACGUCGGACUCGCCCCGACUACGCCCAUCGUCAAGACAUGCGGACAUGGUUGCUGAGAUGUGCGCAGCGAGACCAAUUUUCUUGGAAAACGCAUGUUCCGGUGGUUUAUGAAGACAAGACUGUCAAGACUUGUACAGCCUGCGGUAAGACACGCCUUGCAGGCUCAAGACUAUGGUGGAAGAGCCUGGUAAAUCCGGACACUCGCGCCAUGCCGCGCGGAUUCGAAGACUAUGAAUUUGGGAAAGGAAAACAUCUCAAGCCGUAA